Suncus etruscus (white-toothed pygmy shrew) is the source of this 1533-nucleotide messenger RNA. It is a transcript of the gene MTURN, whose product is annotated as maturin, neural progenitor differentiation regulator homolog. Gene Ontology annotation, biological process: positive regulation of megakaryocyte differentiation; regulation of signaling. The record is from RefSeq and is a predicted model, not a curated record. Lineage: Eukaryota; Metazoa; Chordata; Mammalia; Eulipotyphla; Soricidae. The coding region runs from base 42 to 437 and encodes 131 amino acids. Gene Ontology annotation, cellular component: cytoplasm. The transcript is spliced from 3 exons.
CCCUCCCCGGGUCCGCAGUGGCGGCAGGCCGGCGGGCCGCGAUGGACUUCCCCGAGCUGGCCGAGGCGGCGGAGCGCUGGUGCGGCCGCACGCCCUUCCAGCUCAUCGCGGCCGAGGAGACGGAGCGCAGGCUGGAUUUCUACGCCGACCCGGGCGUGUCCUUCUACGUGCUGUGCCCGCACGGCGGCUGCGGGGACCCUUUCCACGUUUGGAGUGAGAGCGAGGACUGCUUGCCCUUCUUGCAGCUGGCCCAGGACUACAUCUCCUCCUGCGGCAAGAAAACCCUCCAGGAAGUCUUGGAAAAAGUCUUUAAGUCUUUCCGACCAUUACUGGGACUCCCAGAUGCUGAUGAUGCAGCCUUCGAAGAGUACAACGCGGACGUAGAAGAGGAGGAACCAGAGACGGACCACCCCCAGAUGGGGGUCAGUCAGCAGUGACCUUCAGGGGCCCUGACUCAGAAGGAGAGUGCAGCUGGGUCCCCCAGGAGGGCUUCAUGAGGUCCUGGGUUAGUGUUUCACAUUAGCACUCAGAGCAGGAUGUCCUCCCAGCACCCUGAGUCAAGUGAAGCACCUUCCUGGUGACUACCCAGCAUCUGGGUUGCAUUUUGGCUUAGUACCCUGAACCUCACUCCCAUGUCGGUGGGUUUCAAUGGAGUUGUAUGACCCUUUGAGUUUAGAGUCCAUGCCACUGCUUGACUGUUCUCUCUUGAGUUGAUGUCAUAUCAGGAAUGAUCACCCACUGGAGUGUAUAUGGAAGGCUCUAACAGCAUUAAGGGUGUCUUUGGAGGACAAGCACGGAAGAGAAGAAACAUGGUUCGCACUUUUUCAAUGUCCCCCUUUUCAGUGUCUGUAUGUGAAGGCUUUUGCUUAUAAAGCAUGAUGAGUUUUAAUAUCUAGUCAUUAAACUGCACAAGGGCAAGACCAGGGGCAGGGAAGGAUGAUGAAUAGCUUAGCUUCGGGUUGAGAGGCUUGAAGGUGGGAAGCUCAGUGGCUUAGGGGUUCAGAUUGCCCAAGAGCCCUGGACAUGCAGCAACUGGCUCGGGGUUCAGUGGAGACUUGACGGGUCUGUUCAGUUGUUUUAGACAAACUCACCCCAAGUCAUUGUUUCAAAGUCUCCAAAACAUGGAUGGAGUAAGAGACAACUUACUCAUUCCCACACAUGAAAGGAGACACUGUUGAUACCAACAUGGCAACUGAUUAAAUCAUGAAACACCCAUAAUCCAAGUGCCACUUAAGCUUUGAAGCCAUCGAAAAAUUGAAUAGGAAAAUAAACCAGGACACUUAAAAAAGAGAGAUGGAAUCUUUCUUACUUUUUAUCUUCUUAUUCUUUUUUUCCUUUUUAAAGUCAAAUGAAGGAUGCCACUGAACAACUUAUUUCAAAAUAGUAAUCACAUACUUUGGGGAAUGGGUUCCAGUCAUUUUUAAAGCAAUGUGAAAAUGGGAUUCUCUUCAUCAUGGGCUAGUCUGACUCCAAGAAGAAGUUCUGAUGAUUGUCAUCUUUCGGAAACUUAAAUAAAUAGCUGUACUGACUGGA